AUGCCCAUCCUCAGUUCGACAAGCCAAUUCUUCACGUUGCCGUUUCGGAGAAAGAAGCAAAGGUACACCAUCAACCCGCCCGAUGAGCAAUACAAUGUCAUCUACCUCGGAAACGUUCUGACAGUGAUGGCAAAGGGUGAUAACUGCGUGGAGAAGCCUUUGAGUCUCAUCUGGAGGGCCUAUUGCCAACGGCAACGUACCGAUCUGCAUAUGCAGCUUGAGAUCACCCGCUCGGGGCUGAAAGCCGAGACCUCACAACAGGGGUUGACGGAAUAUUGGGCUCACCGGAUAACGCACUGUUCCGCCCCGGCAGAGUACCCGAAGGUGUUCUGCUGGAUUUAUAAGCAUGAUGGAAAGAGGCUCAAACCCGAACUCCGCUGCCACGCUGUCCUCUGCAAAAAAGCCGCCGAACCCGCCCUGAUCUCAAUGCGCUUGAAUGAAUUUUUAAAGGCUGCUCUCGAGGAAUACAAACGUGAGAAGCUCGCCCAACAAAACGCCCGCCUGAGCUCGUCGACCGGGUGCCCCAGGCGGAAGCUGAUGCUCCAGACGGGUUCGCUCAACUUCCGCCCGCCCGUCUCGCGCUCCAAGUCGGCCCCUCGACUUGGGAGCAUUGAUGAGGAGAUUGAGGAAGAGGACCAAUCCGACAACGAGUCGUUCUGCUACCGCGAGGAACCGAUCGGGGAUACGGCAUCGUAUUCCGGUUCCGACGUGUCGCCCGGCAGCUCCGCUUCAUCCUCGAAAGGCGCCUCGUCCCUCUGCUCAAGCGACGAGCGCCCGAGGCGGGGGAGGCUAGACCCGGAUUCGGUCUCUGACGAAUCGGGGUAUCACGAGGAUGGGCAGAGGCGAGAUGAGCUGUUCUAUUCGGACGAGGAGCUGGUGAUUAUUGAGGAGCAGGACCUAGAUGAGGACACAAUGAAAAAGCCUCAGCGUUUCCAGCACCAACGAGCAAUUGAGCAUGAGCUCCAGGAUGACGGCGAAUCUCGCCAAGUCAUGGCAUGGCGAGUGCUCUAUGCGCUCGGGUUGUUACUAAGUGCGAUAGAUGGCACAGCAUUCACGCAGUAUUAUGGAGUUAACCUUGUCCCGUUCGGGCCGGACGCUGGCGACAUGCGCGUGAAAGAUGAGCUGCUGAACGCAGGGCAGAGAAUUGACUUGCCCCUGCCUUUCCCGUUUUAUGGUGGACUGUACAAUUACACGACGAUCUCAGUGAAUGGAUAUGUCAGCUUCGGCCUCGUCUUAGAUCACGGGCUCGGGAUCGACGUGGGUCAAAUGGAUACCGAUUGGCCAAAAUACCCCGACGCGGCCAUGAUUGGGCCCUACAUCUGCAAGCAGCAGAUCUCCAACCACCUUCCGGGACUGAAGGGAGGGGUCUUCUACCGUCUCCUUCUCCGUCAAUCACUCUUCCGUAACGAAUCCGACGCGAAUGCAGUUUUCAACGGCAGUUCCGAAUUCUUCCAAAAAUCGCGUCUAACGGCUUGCCCGGAAACCCCGAAUCACUAUGUAAGGUGCAAUAAGCGAACAGAUGACCAGCUGGACGAGCUGAUGGGAUGGUUGCAGGAGGGAGUCGCGGGAGCGCAAAUGUUCCGCGCCGACGCGGCCUUGGUGGUCACGUGGUUCAACACGGCUUCCGCAUUCGCGACCCGAUCCGAUGUCGACGUCGGCCAAUUGUCUACCUAUCAGAUGAUCUGGCUCACCGAUAUGCAUGCCCGCCUCUCAUAUGUCAUACUCAACUACAAUAAGCUGGGAUUCGAUGUGAUCGACAUCCGCCGGAAUUCGAGGCGUGGAAGGUGUAAGGCGCUCUUCAACGGCGGUAACCAUACGGGAACUGUGCCCGUAGAUCCCACGGCAGCCUACAAGAACAGCCCGAAGUCGUUGGCGGCACGGUCUGGAGUGCCACAUCUUGCUCGAGGAAGGUACAUGUUCCGCGUUGAUGACGUCGUACGCGCCGGCGGUUGCUCCAACAAAACUGGGGGAACUUUCCCGAUGCUAAUCCACCCGAAUAUCGUAAGCAUAUUUGGCGAGACAACGGUUGAUGUAAAUGCCAUGUGCCUUGAUCGCGCCCAGGACUACAUUCUGGUAACGGACCAAGGAGAGAAUGCGACUUGUAUGGUACUGAACCCGUCGAUAGCUAGGUGUUCAUUUGCUAACGUGUCCGACUGGGGCAUGCGUACUGUAUACUUCUAUCCCAGACGCGGGAAUCCGGAUUACGAGGGGAAUUUUGUUGGGCAUAUUUAUUUUGUCCCUCCUACCCUCGACCCUCAACGCCUUCAAAUCGGCAAUAUUUACGAUUGGUUCAAAAACCCUCUUCCAAGCGACGUGAUGCCCAUCUCAUGGUAUCCACGUAAUUUCACAAAUCCCGAUUUCAACUUUCGAUUCGACACGGGGCUUGGCCGAAUCAGUGACGAGGCGCUGUAUUCAGUACAACUCUGCUUGUAUGUGAUUGGGUAUAAGGAAUUUCGGGAUGAUGAGGGCAAGAAACGCCAGCCUGAGCAUCGAAUUAUUGCGCGGCUUGGCUCGUAUACAAAUCGGAAUGAGAAUGACUACAGGUGGAGGCUACAAGAAGAGCGCAUCAAUCUCAACCAGAUCGAGCAGUGGUAUAUGACCGAUUUGGAAAGAAAAAACGAGCUGUUUGCCUACCGCAUUGGCUACCUAAAACUUGCCCCGAUAAUGAACGACGAUCAGCAGCCCCCAAAACAACUUCCGGCCGGCCUCGUCUCACACCCAAUUCCCCUCCACUGGCUAUGGAGGGAGGACCAGCAGUUCCUGCUCUUCCCCGGAGCCGAGCACGAGAAGGCAAGAGCCGAGUUUGUGAAGCAAAAGGCAGCGGAAAUGUGUGAUAGUUGGUAUGAGGAGGAAGCGGUCCAGGCCAACUUCACCGCCGACACUGAGAAAAAGUACGAACCAUGCCCUUGCGUAGAGAGACAGGCGAUGGCCGAUCUGGGACGAUUUAUGCCCCAUCCUCGAUGCUCAAAGAUGUUCGGUGACAGCACCUGCACCCAGCCGAUCGGUGCCGGCAACUGCUACAUAUCUACGCAAAGUUACGGGUCGUACGCCGGGUUGGGAAACGACGAAAACUCAAAGAUCGCUGGUCAAAUCGCUGGCGAAUCGGGGCAAAUGUGCUGCUAUGAUGUUGAUGGGCAUCUGCUGCAAGUGAACUAUCAACCUACGAUAAAUGGGACAUCGGAAGUUCGCCACAAUUCGUUCCCGGGCCUUUCCACUUUGAACAACGACUACAUGCCGAAUUUCCUGUGCUGCAAGCUUGCUGAUUUUCGAUGCCACAAGUUCUUCGAACGACGCCCGUCCAGUGAAUGCCGAGGUUAUAGGGAGGCGUCAUACGGCGAGGCAAUCGGUGCCGGGGUCUUCAACACCAUCGACAACGACAAGUUUGUAUUCAACGAACCGGGCGUGUUUACCCUACUCUACAUCCCGAAGGCCUCGACGACGCCGGAGGUGAGGAUCCAGGCCCGGCUCGAAAGGUUCCCGAAUCGGAGGGUCGACUUCACGCAAAUUGGGCGAAGGUUAGGUCACGCAGAUCUUGUGCAACCAUCGAAAGCCACCGUAAUCACAGGCAUUGCUAUUGAGGCAACCGACAGUGCUCGCGUCCACGUCCUUUGCCGAAAAGACACCCGCCGUUUCCGCUACCGCACCAGCGUAAUUGUUGGCAAUGUCAUGCGCUACUUUGACACGAUGGCCAUCCUGCGAUUCAAGGGCGUGCUCAUCUACGUCAACAAGACAAGCCAAGGUCAGGCCGAGAUCUACGUCGUUCUCGAGCGGGCCCAGAUUGGCAUCCGGAUACGCGAGUCAUUCAACAUGAAAUUUGAUCGUCUACGAGAUUUCCAGGAGAGCCUCGGGCUGUUAGACAUCGCCCUUUCGGUUCCACCACAGUACGUUGCCAAACCGGACGUGGAAAACGCCCGGGAGGACGGGUUCCAGCAGACAAAUUUGUCAAAAAUGGCCGGUCUGAUGCGCCCGUUCCCUAACAACACGAUGGGCAGCCAAAUUCAUGAAGACCUCCAGACUGAAGACGUCAAUUCCAGACAGUACUGGCAGCAUCUGAUCCGAAAUUAUAGGAUUCCCGACAGCGGGGAGCCCGGCGUCGGCCUAGACCCCUAUAUGGCUUACAGCUCGGUGAUCCCAUCGGAAAAUUUAUUUAUGCCGGACAGCGGAGUUAAUUGGAGAUUCCAGGUCUUCCCCGAGGCAACGAUGAUGAUGCAUCCAAUCUAUAGAGCGGCCGACAGGUUCACAUCUGGCAAUAACCGCUUCCACCCGAUCUCCGGGACAGAACUGCUUGUAAUUCUAAACCAGUGCCGAGACAUGGAGCUGUACACGAAUUCCCGUCUGCAAUACCAACUACGCUCACUCCUUCAUGAUUACGGAAUAUCCGUUUGCCCAGACAAUUCCUCGGAGGUGGUAGCCAAUUGUGGGGACAACUGGGCGUGUCUCUACAACUACGUCAUGCUCAAUUCAAAGAGCAUCGGCCAGGCAAGCAAGGAAGCAUGGGAUUCACACAUCGCCCUUCGCCAGCCGGUCGUCAGCCAGUACUGCCCGCGCGGUUGGGUGCACAACAACGAUACAGAUGCAUGCUACUAUGCACAGAACCAGACCCCAGCGGACCCGGCGGUCAGAUAUACGCAGGAGCAGGCCGAAUCGCUCUGCCAAACCAUGGGCGCACAUCUCGUCUCGAUUCAUGACGAGGAUGAGGACACCUUCAUUCGAGAACUAAUUGCGACGAAUCAGAAUGGCAUGAUUUGCGAUGACUGGCAGGUUAUCCUUGGCGCUUCGUGCAGUAAUUCGACCACGCUGACAUGGACCGAUGACAGCUCCUUCAAUUUUGAUCUAACAAACGGAACGUGCAGCGAAACUUAUACGAUGGGGAACGACACGCAAUAUGCAGCCGAUUUCGAAUCCCGAUGGAACCCUUGGGACUCAACAUCCGCAUUCACGCGCUUUGUAUGCAAAAAAUCUGCUAAUUAUAUU
Molecule: messenger RNA, 4974 nt
Organism: Mesorhabditis spiculigera
Lineage: Eukaryota; Metazoa; Nematoda; Chromadorea; Rhabditida; Rhabditidae
Source: the annotation of a GenBank genome assembly